AUGAUUUACUCAUCCCUUCGGCUCUCCCUGGUGCUCACUGUCUUGACAGCGAGCUUUUCUUUGUUGACCUCGGGAGUACCAAUUACUCAGGCUGUGAAUGUCUUCCAGGAGAGACCUGUGUCAUCUACGUACGGCAUUGCUGCUGUACCAGCCGACGCAGCGCACAAGAGACAUCCCAUUCCCCUUAGCAAGCAUGAUAUUUCUAGUUUUUUCCUUGGGGCAAGCACAAAUGAGAUUUUCAAGAAUGUUUUUGCUCGGGUUAACAUUCCUAAACCACCACCACCACCGCCGCCGCCGCUUCCGCCACUGCCUCGACCAAUUCCAGCUCCAAUCCCCAAAGCUCCGGCUCCGAAACCGAAGCCUAUCCCGCCAGCUCCCCGUCCUAAAACACCGCCACGUCCAGAUCCUCCAAAGCCCGAUCCUGCUGCAAAGCCUAUUCCACCCAAUGAAAACCCUGGACAGGGCUUUGGCAAGGGCAAUGAGCCCAAAGCCAUGGACUCUUACCGCAAGCUGGGGUCACGCAGUUACGGAGAACUUGCAAAGCAUCGAAAGAAUGAGGCUUUCCUGGAUAUUAAGAAAAAUGACGAGCUUGAUGUCAUUGAUUUGGACGUGAUUGUAAAUGCCGACCCAGCAUUGAAGGUGGUGCGGAACUUUAGGUCGGGCGAGCUUGGGUUUGAUACGAGCUCCCUCAACAUGUUGCGACAAACGACUGUCUCUGUAAAGGGGGAGCCAGGGUCAAUCAUCAAUAAAGGAACAUAUGAUAAAGAGGGAAGAUUUAUCAUGUACCAAAGUGCAUUCAAGGAGCUUAAUCCAAAAAACAGCAAGACACCCCUGAACGAGAUGGGCAUGCAGAGCUUCAUUUCCGCUGCUGGAGACAAAACCAAGAAUCUUAAGGCAGUCUUCCUGAUGGACGUUCAAAACAAGGAGUUCUGGGCUAUUACCAGACAGAACUAUAACGAUUUGAAGCAACCGUUUACCCAGGUUCUCACUUUCCAACGCAACACUCCACAGUUCGACAGGUACAUGGGCAGCCCAAACAUGAACAGCAAGCUAUAUUCUUUUGCAAAUCAUCACAACGCCAUUGGCAAUAAGAUUCCCACUUCAAUCAUUGUGAUUCCCAAGAAAGCCGAAAACUCUGGUAAUAAGCUUACCGCUGCAGUGAUCUUUAAAGACCCUGAGCCAUAA
Molecule: messenger RNA, 1185 nt
Organism: Pochonia chlamydosporia 170
Lineage: Eukaryota; Fungi; Ascomycota; Sordariomycetes; Hypocreales; Clavicipitaceae
Exons: 2
Coding region: 1-1185 (394 amino acids)
Source: RefSeq, a predicted model, not a curated record